Molecule: messenger RNA, 2664 nt
Organism: Maniola jurtina (meadow brown)
Lineage: Eukaryota; Metazoa; Arthropoda; Insecta; Lepidoptera; Nymphalidae
Product: oxygen-dependent choline dehydrogenase-like
Exons: 4
Coding region: 244-2058 (604 amino acids)
Molecular function (GO): flavin adenine dinucleotide binding; oxidoreductase activity, acting on CH-OH group of donors
Source: RefSeq, a predicted model, not a curated record
CCGCACAUUUUUCUCGUUUUUAAUAUUAUAAGUACCUAGGUACCUACCUAGUUUAAUUUAAUCUUUUAGAGUGACGUAGACUUUAGAUAAUAUUCCAUUUGCAAUGCACGAAUAUCAAAAAAUGCUUCGAAGAUAAAAAAAUACAUCUGUUUAAAUAUUGGUAUUAUGUGAUAAAUGAUAAGAAUUCGCAAGUGAAUUGUUUUUGAAACUUUCGGCUCAGUUUUGAAGGAAGUGCGAAUAAAAAUGAUCAUGUUGGACCCGACAUGCGGAGCCAGUGGUGCUGCCGGGGCGAGCAUUGCUGCCGCGCUGCAGUUCUUUGCUGCGUCACAGUGCCUGCUGCAAGAGCCCUGGCCCCAACAGGCAGAUGUUAAGAAUGGUUCCGCAUUCGACUUCAUAGUGGUUGGCGCAGGAACAGCGGGCGCGACGCUCGCUGCGCGUCUCUCCGAGCUACCUCACCACACUGUACUGUUGCUGGAAGCUGGUCCUGAUCCUUCGCUAGAGAGUAUUAUUCCGGGAUUUAAAGGUGUGCUCAAAGGAAGCUACUACGAUUGGAAUUUUACUACCACCAAUGACUACUAUUCAAGCCAAGCGCUAAAAGAUGGAAGCCAAAAGCAACCUCGCGGCAAGAUGUUAGGAGGAAGUGGUUCCAUGAACGACAUGAUUUACGCCCGGGGCUUCCCCGCAGAUUAUGACGAAUGGGCUUCAAAAGCAGGCGAAGACUGGAACUGGUCCAAUGUUCUUAAAUACUUUAUGAAAACUGAACAUUUGACUGAUGAACGGAUAACUAAAUUCCCGGAACUAGCAAAAUAUCACGGUUUUGAGGGAGAGAUCGAGGUCACCGGCAAGAGUGAAUCGACAUACACUACUGAUAGGUUCCUUGAAGGGUUCAAUGAAAUGGGCUUUGAAAUUGUCCCCGACAUGACGAAUCCUGACGUUAUAGGUGCAGGGAGAUUUUCUCACACGAUUAAAGAAGGCAAAAGACACAGUUCUUUAACAGCUUUAUUAAAUAAAGCAUCUAAAAGAGACAAUCUAUUUGUUUUAAAAAAUGCACUUGUUACUAAAAUAUUAAUAGAAGAUAAUGUUGCAUAUGGCGUUCGGGUAUCGCUAGAUGAUGAUGAAUUUCAUUUUUAUGCAAAGCAAGAGGUUAUAGUAAGCGCUGGCACAUUUAAUACAGCUAAAUUGCUACUUUUAUCUGGCAUUGGACCAAAGAAGCAUUUGGAAGAAGUAGGAGUAAAAUUAGUAAAAGAUUUACCGGUAGGUGAAAAUUUACACGACCAUGUCAUGGUACUAACAUAUUUAGCUGCAAAAAAUGGCACAUGUUAUGUCAAUGAGGGAACGAGGCAUUUCAACACAAUUAAAUAUCUUUACGACAGAACCGGGACUUUAACUGCAUCUUCAGAUUUAGGGGCGUAUAUUUCUUUCAAUAGUUUAACUACUAACGUCCCAGAUUUUGCAAUUUAUCCUACUUGUAUGCCGUUAAAUACAAAUUUUUCCGCAUCUUGUGCAAAUGUGUUAGGAUUCAAGAAUGACAUUUGCGAAAAAAUUAAUACAGUGAACAAAAACUAUGAGAUUCUGUCAUUGGCUGUUGUGAAAUUGAAACCUAAAUCUAGGGGUAAGGUGAUCUUGAAAUCGGCUGAUCCUUUAGAUGCUCCAUUGAUAUAUUCUGGGACUUUUAGCGACGGUAGUGAUUUAGUGAACUACCCGGAUGCUAUACAAGUGGCUCAUUCACUAGCCAAUACAACUUAUUUCAGGUCUAAACGCGCUUUUGUAUUAGAUUUUGAAUUGGAGCAGUGUAAAGGGUUAAAUGAUACGAAUAAAAAGAAAUGUAUAGCCAAAGCGACCGCAAUGUCAGCUUGGCACGCGGUAGGUACGGCAGCUAUGGGGACAGUAGUGGAUUCAGAGUUACGGGUAAAAGGUGUUACUGGUUUAAGGGUUGCUGAUGCUAGCAUAAUGCCUAAGAUUGUUCGCGGUAAUACAAACGCUCCUGUAGUUAUGAUUGCUGAAAAAGCAGCUGAUUUUAUUAAAGAUAGUCUGGUAAGACGUAACUAUAAUAAUUGAUAAUUAAUAAUGAUUAAUAAUGAUUGAUAAAUUGGUAUACCAGGUAUUUUACUAUUUAAACUAUUGUGACAGAUUUCCUUUAUAAAUAUAUAAAUAAGGACCCCGGAUGUGUUCGAAACUAGUCGGGCUUACGUCGACUAAACACGUGAGUAAACACGGAUUUUUAUAUAAUUAUACUUGUAUGUAUUGUUUAAUUGUAGUUAUUAUCGAAAGUGAUAAUGAUAUCACCUGUUUGUGACUACAACGUGUUAUGUCAAAAAAAUAAUUUUUGAGAAAUAAAGAUUUGCAAUAGAUGUAAUUUGUCUCUAUCGGGUUGAGAGGGAUGGUGUGUUUGUUCUGUGAAGCUAACCUGUCCAGUAUCCAUAGAUUAAGAAAUAAUGUGAAUCGAAUGUAAUUUAGUCAUACAAUAUAGGAUAAAUAGGUUUGAAUGUUGUUAGUUAAAAAUUACAAUUUUCCGAAAUAACACGUAGUUGCAAACAGGCGCUACGAUACGAAUAUGUUACCAAUGGGAUUACCUACUUAGUUGCUUAUGUAUUUAUAAAUAAAAUGGUGGCUAAGGUAGGUACCUAUUCAUUAGUAGUUUAGUAGUAUAUAAUUAAAUUACUA